AUCCCACCCCUUCGCUAACUUUCUCCUUUUUCUGACUGCUGAUGUGUAGCAAGCUACAAACUUGACGGCAGCAAAAUGUUUCAUUUCGGAUCAAAAAUACUUGUACUUUUCCUCGUGACUUUCCCAUGUGGCCAGAUGUCUUUCGGCCAGGUAUCUGCAGAAGAGUCUGCGGAAGACAUCGCCCCACAUGCAACAGUCGAUGAGGAGGAGGAGGAGGAAGAGGAGGAUGAGGUGCUGGUGGAGGAAGAUCAGGUCCCAGGCUCGGAAUCAGAAGAUGACUUAGAUGAAGAUGCUGCAGUUGGAGAUGUAACCUCUCACCCUGAUGCUGACACCACCAUCAUCUUUGUGACCGGGGAAGAGUUCCCAGCCAAUGAGAUUUCGAAGUUCCUGGUGGGUUUCACCAAUAAGGGAAGCCAGGAUUUCACUGUCCAUUCCCUGGAGGCCUCCUUCCGUUACCCUCAGGACUUCCAGUUCUACAUCCAGAACUUUACAGCCUUGCCCCUGAGCACUGUAGUCCAGCCCCAGCAGCAGGCCUCCUUUGAGUACUCCUUCAUCCCUGCUCAGUCCAUGGCUGGUCGUCCCUUCGGCCUGGUCAUCCUAUUCAACUACCAGGACAGUGAGGGCAACGGUUUCCAGACGGCCAUUUACAACCAGACCGUCACUAUCGUUGAGCUGGAGGAGGGACUGGAUGGAGAGACAAUGUUCAUGUACAUCUUCCUGACUGGAUUAGUUGUCUUGGCGAUCUUUGGCAUGUACCAGGUGCUGGAGUCUAGGAUGAGGAAGAGGCUCCCAGUGAAGGUGGAGACGGGCACCAGUGGGAUGAACGAUGUGGACAUCAGCUGGAUUCCCCAGGAGACCCUCAACAUCAUGAGCAAGGUAUCGGCAUCCCCUAAAGCCUCCCCGAGGAAACGCACCAAGAGAGCGGCUGGAGUAGAUCAAUAAAUCAUUCCAUGAUGCGGCCAUCUUCAUAUCAAUGUCCACCAGGCCCAUGUUCAAGGCCCAUGCCAUCACAAGCUCCAACAACCCAACCAACAUCAACCUCUGGGUGGACCUAGUUAGUUACUCAAGAGCUUUUCCGAUAUACCCCCGAUACAUAGGCCUACACCAAACGUUCUUGGACUGAAGACAGUGGUGUCAUGAAUGUGUCCCAUUUAGACACCACUCCAGCGGGACAUUUUGAGACUGAUAUGAGACUAAAGACUGAGUAAUUGGAUCACCAUGCCAGAUCCAUGAAAGAUGGGUAAGACGUGGAGUUGUAUACCUGCCAAAUAAACCGGUAAUGCUACACCAAGUAUUUCAAUCA
Molecule: messenger RNA, 1303 nt
Organism: Salvelinus fontinalis (brook trout)
Lineage: Eukaryota; Metazoa; Chordata; Actinopteri; Salmoniformes; Salmonidae
Product: translocon-associated protein subunit alpha-like
Exons: 9
Coding region: 76-942 (288 amino acids)
Cellular component (GO): endoplasmic reticulum; endoplasmic reticulum membrane
Source: RefSeq, a predicted model, not a curated record